CUGGUGGGAACAUGGCGGCUGGGUGGAUAUUGAUAUUCGCAGUGUCACGGACAUCAACACGUUUCUGGUUUUAAUUUCUCGGAAUGGUAGUUUGACUAUGGUGAACUAGUUUGACGAUCUCUCGCAAAGAACAGUGUACUUAAUCGCUUGGUGACACUCAGAGAGCAAAAAUGCCGCGCAGCGGAAAGAUGGCCGUGGAGGAAACGGCAUUUUUCAUGUGUGACAUACAAGAAAAAUUCCGACAGGCCAUACGCUACUUUCCUGAAAUUACGGAUGCAGCCCAAAAACUGCUUCAAUUGUCUAAGCUCCUGAAGAUACCACUAAUCGUAACAGAGCAGUACCCAAGUGGUCUUGGCAACACAGUAGCUGAACUGGACAUUAACCAUGCUGUGGGAGUCCACCAAAAAACGAAGUUCAGUAUGGUAGUUCCAGAGGUGAUACGCUUCCUAGAUGGACCAAUUGGAAAGCAAAUAGAAGUCGUCGUCCUUUUUGGUAUUGAAGCUCAUAUAUGUGUGGAGCAAACAGCCAUGGAUUUGCUGGGCCAUGGAAAGAUCGUACACAUUGUAGCGGACGCAACCUCGUCUCGAAGUCAAGAUGACAGAAUUCUCGCAUUUGAGAGGCUCCGUCAAAUAGGCUGCUUCGUAGAUACAACAGAGAGCAUUAUUUUCAAGUUGGUGAAAGACAAGGGUCACCCACUUUUCAAUGACAUCCGCCAGAUGAUCAAGAAUGUCACACACGACACUGGUCUUUCAAAGAUGUGACGACAGGAAGUGCUUGUACAUUAAAAAGCUUUAUUUUUACAACAGUUGACAAGCUGGGUCCUCCUCAGGUCAUGUACAAAGCACUAGCACAGGCAUCACCACCUUCAGUAUAUUCAGUAACAGAAACAGGUGGGAGUUAAAGUUAUUAGAGAUCUUUGGUACAACCAGAAAUCUUUGGCAUGACCAUUGACAAUAGAACAAUGUGAAAUGUUAACAAAGGGAAAUGGGGACAACAUUCAGUUGGUACCCGUUGAGCCGAAUCCUCCCUCACCCCGUGCAGUGCUGUCCAGCGACUGGAAAGAAAACACAUAUUUCGCAAGAGCAUGUGAUGUUGCCUAGCCUAAAAACAACACGCUUGCAAAAUGUUGGGGCUUUUGAACCCUUCAGUGAAAACUACUUCCCAUUCCCAAAUACCCAAUACAACCAACAUGUUUCCUGUUCCUCAUGUCAGGGAGCUUCUUCAAAAAAGAAAGCUCGACUUCCAAAACAGAGGUUGCCCACUUUUUUUGGACAGUGCCAUCUCCCAGAGUGAUGCAACAUAUCAGGAAAAACAGCCGAAGACUGCUUUGCCAGUGGUCGCGCCAACGUGGUGCAUGCAUGUACACAGCAGCAAAGCACAUGUAUGCACGCUUAUAAAUAUGUGUACUCCACUGCAAACACAGGGUCUCUACCAAAUUGCAGCCUCCAAAGUCCCCGACUCUUCCAGGUUUCCACUGACUUUUUCGAGGCAAUUCCCAGACAAAAACAGAAGGGGAACAUGGUUCCUGCUCCUACAUUUUGAUUCUGGUCACUCGUAAAAUACAUUAUUUAUCGAAUAACCGUAUAAUAUGGAUCAUUUUAGUUAAUUCAAACAAACAGAACGUAAAUAUGUACAUGUUUCUUAGUUGGUUUUUAAGAGAACCUAUUUUGUUCCUGCGGUAGGGAGACCUCAUGCUGUGCCUCAUUGAUGACCCUCAUGUAUAUAUAUAUUUUUUUUUUGUUAAAUCUCAUGCUGUGACUACAGCUGCUUUUUGGCAGCUUCCCUGACAAUACCGACUUUUUCACUAACAUCAAAAACAAAAUCAACAAAAUUCCCAAACAAUUCCCGAUGUUCCAGGUUCCCUGAAACAUGUUCUAACAGUUGAUUAGGGCUGUGUGAAUAUUCAUUUUAGAACUGAAACAAAUAUGUUACAUGACCAAACAUAUGCAUUUGUGCGGAAAUAGAAGCAGGUGUAGAGCGUGUUGGUUUGAAGUAACCAUGGUGAAGAACAGACAUCAUGAUGAUGACGAGGUGGAGUUUAAUGGCGCAUAAGCAACUAUAGCUAUGAUGCAUCAAGGAAACACACAUACGAAGCACUUAUCUUUACAUGAAACAGCUCUCACUUUGCUUGCCAUGUUUUCUUGUAGUGCUUUUGGGCUUACAGGUUUAGCUUCAGAAUGCAUUUCAUUUGAAGAGACAUCUCUUUGAUUCAAAGUUGGAAAGUAUAUUUCCAUAUCCAAUCCGGAAUUUUAAUCGAAUACACAAUGACUUUGUUACUCGAGAUAUCCAAAUAUUUGCACACCCUUCUCUGUAUCUGCAAUCCAGACUACUUGCAAUUUUGAUGUUCUUCUAAUUAAAUGACUACUAUUAAUGCUGA
This is a messenger RNA of Ornithodoros turicata, 2377 nucleotides long. Its product is annotated as isochorismatase domain-containing protein 1-like. The coding region runs from base 171 to 761 and encodes 196 amino acids. The record is from RefSeq and is a predicted model, not a curated record. The transcript is spliced from 5 exons. Lineage: Eukaryota; Metazoa; Arthropoda; Arachnida; Ixodida; Argasidae. Gene Ontology annotation, cellular component: cytoplasm.